CGGCAUGGCGGCUGCGGCGGAGCGAGCCUCCUAUAGGUUCGCGGUGCUGUUCUUCAACUGCCUCCUCACCUUCGGCUCCUACUUGUGCUUCGACAUCCCCAGCGUCCUGCAGGAGCAGUUCCAGGGGAAUCUGACCUGCCCCAAUAGAACCCAUUCCAACAGGACUGAGCAGAACAGCACACUGGACUGUGUUGAAGGCUUGGGAAUGACACCUGCACAGUACAAUUUGCUGUAUGCCAUCUAUGCCUGGACAAAUGCAGCAGUGGUUAUUCUGGCUGGAUUCCUGAUUGAUAAACUGGGAAAUCGCUUUGGUGUCUUUGUUUUCUCUCUUCUGACUGUGCUGGGAUCAUCAAUCUUUGCUCUAGGCUCACACUUCAAGGGAUCACCAUACCUCCUGCCGAUGAUGCUAACAGGAAGACUGCUCUUUGGCUCUGGGAAUGGAUCACUUACUAUUGCACAGAAUCGUAUCACAGCCUUCUGGUUCAAGGGGAAGGAACUGGCACUGGCAUUUGGCCUGACUCUGUCUUUCUCUCGUCUUGGGAGUGUCCUCAACUUCUUCUUCACCCAGCAGUUUGAGGCAAACUUUGGAAUGCAGUGGACACUCUGGGGAGGUACCCUGCUCUGUGUGCUCGGGUUUGUUUCAGCCCUUGCAGUCAGUGCACUGGAUAAAGUGGGCACGAAGCAGCUGGGCUUGGAUGGGGUUAUCCAGCAGGAAUCAAAAAAAGUGCACAUCCAGGACAUCCGGCGCCUCCCCCUUCAUUACUGGCUCCUGGUUCUCACAAUCAUGUUCUUCUACAAUGGAGUCUUCCCCUUCGUGGCAGAUGCCAGCAAGUUUAUCCAGGAUAAAUAUUCUGGUUACAGUCAGCAGGCAGCUGCUUACAUUGCUGGGGCCGUGUACGACAGCUCCCUCGUUCUUUCUGCAGUAGUUGGCAUAUUAAUUGACUAUGUUGGACUGAGAGGGUUCUUUGCUGUUGGCUGUGCUGUACUGACUCUGCCAGUCUUCAGUCUCCUGGCAUUUACAUUUGUUCCUCCUCUGGUCUCCACCAUCUGGCUGGGGAUCACUUACUCCUUUGCUGCUGCUAGUAUGUGGCCAUCCAUACCUCUUGUGGUCCCCCAAGCAACUCUGGGGACUGCUAUGGGGCUUGCAACUUCUGUGCAGAUGAUUGGAGUUGGCCUUUCAAAUCUGAUUGUUGGACACAUUCUAGGAACAACCUCCAGUGAAUUAAAGAUCCCCCUGUGGCGUUGGCAACAGAUGAUGAUCUUUAUGUUGGCAAACACUGUUGCAUGCAUUGUUGCCUCCAUCAGUCUCAACAUAGUGGACAAGAGACAGGGUGGGAUGCUGAACAAAGUAAGAAAAGGAGCACCUGUGGAGCAGGAGGACAGAGACCCUGUGGGUACAGCACCACUCCUUGAUGAGGACACCGGGAAUGAAGGCUCUGUCAGCUGAGCUCACCCUGACCCUGUGGGAACAAGGGCUGCAGCACUGGUCACUUCUGCUCAGAAAUGGAUUUUUAGCCUCUGUAUUUAAAAUAUCUUCAAAGGAAAUAAUGAAGAGAAUUGUCUACAGGAAGGGAACAUUUUCACUCUCUUCUGCCUGGCACACAAGUGAAAGGUGGCUGCUGUGUGGUUCUUAGGCAUUCUCCAGCAUACAGAAACCUGCACAGGGCACUUUAAGAACUUCAGUGCAGUACAGGGAACUGACUCAGCUGAAGCUUGUUCAUAAGCCAUUAGGUAGCUUUCACUCUUGUAUCAAAACAUCAAGCCUAAGGUGUGCCUGCCUGCUCUACCACUGUUUCUCCCCACAAGAAUCCUGUGCAUCAGCACUUGCUAUCCCACAUACCCUGGCAGGCCUGUGUGCUUCGGCCCUACAUUAAUGUGAAUCUUUCACUAAUUACACACCCAGGCAGGUGACACCAUCAUUUUCUUUAGGCAGGAGCCUGAAUUAAUCAAACUGAUUACCUUUGGCACAGGAGCCUAGCUUAAGUGCUUAUUGCCUUACCAGAAAUGCUUCUGUAAGCCAUACCCCAGGCAUUUGGAUUCAAAGGGGUAGAAGGUUCUGAUCUGAAAUUGUGUCCUUCAAACCAGGGUUCUCUUACUCCUGAAUGCUAGAUGAUUAUUUUCCUCAGCCAGCUCUCACUAUGCAGAACACUCAUCAACACAGUGUUUACAAAAGCACAAAGGAUGCUUUAAGAAUGAAGUAAACUUCAGCACAGCCAAGCACAGGGAAUGCUGAAGUGAAUGACUUCUGUAAAUGACUGCAAACUCUCAGAGCAGCCCUUCUCAAGUUGCAGUCAAAAUAAAUACUACUGGAUUGAAAGCAAUCUGUGUACAGACAGCAGCUGGUAAAAUAACAUUUUAAGUAGAUGUCACAGAAGACAAAUGCACACAUCAAAGCACAGUUUUCUUAAACUGAGUUACAGAAAAGAAUGUGGUCAGAGAGCAAGGUCUUCUCAGUUUUAAGUCACACACUGAGUUCAUUUCACACCUCUGACAAUUAAAGCAUUUCCCUGAUUGAACCUGGGGUGCAGCAGAAAUUUGGGAGGGGAGGGUUGUGAGAAGUCACAGAACUGCAAAACCACAGACUCCUUUAGUUGCAACCUCCUGAGGUCACCUGGCCCAACAUUCCAGCUCUCCCAGGGUCAGACAGAACAAGCUGUUCACACCUUCAUCUAGUCAGACUUUGAGCCUCUCCACAGAGGGAGACUCUGCAACUUCUCUGUGCAACUUGUCCUGGUGUUUGACCACC
This is a messenger RNA of Calypte anna (Anna's hummingbird), 2746 nucleotides long. RefSeq names its product major facilitator superfamily domain-containing protein 1-like. The record is from RefSeq and is a predicted model, not a curated record. The coding region runs from base 5 to 1447 and encodes 480 amino acids. Lineage: Eukaryota; Metazoa; Chordata; Aves; Apodiformes; Trochilidae. Gene Ontology annotation, molecular function: transmembrane transporter activity. Gene Ontology annotation, biological process: transmembrane transport. The transcript is spliced from 13 exons.